This is a messenger RNA of Vigna angularis (adzuki bean), 1914 nucleotides long. RefSeq names its product RNA demethylase ALKBH9B. Bases 134 to 1558 code for a protein of 474 amino acids. Gene Ontology annotation, biological process: mRNA catabolic process. The transcript is spliced from 6 exons. Gene Ontology annotation, molecular function: mRNA binding; demethylase activity. The record is from RefSeq and is a predicted model, not a curated record. NCBI's taxonomy places the organism in Eukaryota, Viridiplantae, Streptophyta, Magnoliopsida, Fabales, Fabaceae.
GUUAAACUGUAACCUUAAACAACAAAUCGCAGCAAGAGAGGAAGCAUAGUAUCUUCUUGUGUGCGGUCUUUACUGCUUUCUGUGUUAUUCUUCUUCUUCUCCGAUUCUACCUUCCGAGUUGACUCACCUUGCCAUGGAGGAACAACACCACCAACAACCUAAACCCAACAACAUCAACGCUUCCGACGUCGACCCUUUCCUCUUAAACUACACACCUUCGGAUCUCCGAACCGCUUCGGAGUUUCUCGCCACUUGGCUCCCCUUCCUCUCCCGAGAUCUCUGCGCUCGCUGCACUCAAUCUCUCUCCGAUCGUAUUCAAUCCAUCGACCCAGGUGAAGUGCCCCAAAACGGCAGCCCCAAUGAACAAAACGACGCUGAAGAUAACUGCGACACGCAUUCGCUGGGGAGUUGGAAAGACGGGGCGGAGGUGAAUUCCUGUGUGGAGACUCCGAGCCAGAGAGUUUGUUGGGCCGACAUGGCCCAAGAGGAUGAUGAGUUUGGUGAAGAAGAAAACAACAACAAUGGGGUUAAUGUUGUUAUGGGUAAUUCGAAUGAUGCUUCUGAUGUGGGUGUGGCUGUGGCUGAGAAGCCUACUUUGCCUAGGGAGCAGAGGGAGUACAUUAGGUUCAUGAAUGUGAGGCGCAAGAAGGACUUUAUCUGCUUUGAGAGGGUUAAUGGGAAGCUUGUGAAUAUUCUUGAAGGGCUUGAACUCCACACAGGGAUUUUCAGUCUUGCUGAACAAAAAAGGAUUGUCAAUUAUGUUGCUUCAUUACAGGAGAUGGGGAAAAGAGGAGAAUUGAAAGAGCGGACAUUUUCUGCUCCCCAAAAGUGGAUGAGGGGCAAGGGACGACAAACCAUACAAUUUGGGUGCUGUUACAAUUAUGCAGUGGAUAGAGAUGGUAACCCACCUGGUAUUCUUCCACAUUCAAUGGUUGAUCCUUUACCUGAUCUUUUCAAAGUCAUCAUCCGACGACUGAUCAAGUGGCAUGUACUACCUCCUACUUGUGUGCCAGACAGUUGCAUUGUUAAUAUAUAUGAAGAAGGGGACUGUAUACCUCCACACAUAGAUAACCAUGACUUUGUUCGACCAUUUUGCACUGUCUCAUUUCUUAGCGAGUGCAAUAUAGUUUUUGGAUCAAACUUGAAGAUUGUAGGUCCUGGUGAAUUUGAUGGUUCGAUUGCUAUUCCAUUGCCUAUGGGAUCUGUACUUGUCUUGAAUGGAAAUGGAGCUGAUGUAGCUAAGCACUGUGUGCCAGCAGUUCCUGCAAAAAGGAUAUCGAUCACAUUUAGAAGAAUGGAUGAGUCAAAGAGGCCUUUUGGGUAUGUUCCUGAACCUGAUCUGCAGGGAAUCCAGCCAUUGACAUAUGAAGUUGAGCAGGAAAAGAAAUCAGGUGGACACAGAUCUGGUCGUCAUGUGAGGAGACAAAGAGGGAGAGGAGGUGGCAGGAAUGAUGCAAUGGGAUUUGCAUCUAGAAAUGAUAGGUUCUCAGAGCACCGCGACUCGAAUCAUAAUACACCCAGAUCGGGAAAUAGGUGGAGUAGAAAGCUUGGUAGUUGACAGAUGCAGUGUUAUUAGGGCCAAAGGUUCCUGAUGGUUCACAGUUUUCUGAACUAAGAAUCACAUGUUAGUUUUGUUCAUGAAAUCCUUUACAUAUCAACAAGUUUGUUAUGGAGGUUUCUUCACUUUGGUUGUGGGAAAGCUUUACACAGCAGCAAUUUUAUUAUGAUUAUAUGGUGAAGUUGGUCACUUGGGGUGCUGCUUUGGUAACUUUGUCUCCUAGCCUCAGGCCCUAGUGUAUAUUUGAGUGAACUUUUCUAGUUAAUAAUGGUUGCUAUUUGGUGAGAAGUUGUGGUUCAUCUGUUUUUUUAGUACCAAGCUAAAAAGUGGCUGGGCUAUAAUAAGGCAUUUUGAGA